CGUCAUCGCGAGUGGUGGGUGGGUCUUGUAUUUCGGUCCCAUUCGCAUCGGAAGCAGCUCCGCUCGCAACCGUUUCGAGACCGCCAUCGGGUGUCUCUGGGUUCCGUCUCCUUCGCCGCCCCCCUCUCUCGUCUUCUUCUCCGCAAGAGCAGAACCAGGAAGAAGAUGGCGGCGAUCACGAGCGCACUCAUAGCGAUCGCGGGGGUGGUGCUGGGUUGGAUCGCCAUCGAGAUCGCCUGCAAGCCUUGCCUCGAGCGGGGCCGGGAAGCCAUCGACCGGUCCCUCGACCCCGAUUACGACCCGGACGACGACCGCCGCGGCAAUGUCCGCGCCCCUCUGAUCGUCCCCGGCCCGAGCCCCGACCCCGUAGAUUCAGAUCCGAAGCCCAUCGACGACGACGACGACGACGCUCCCUCCGUCCCUUCCAAGAUCGCGUGAUCAAAUGCGCUCCCUGCUCUUCCGGGUGGUUCGAACAAUUGGUCCGAUCCGUGAUUGUUUUUUCUGCUCCGGCUGUCAUUUUGUCGUUUGGGUUUUGUAAUCUCUCUGCAAGUUGAAAGGAAGGAAGAGGAUGAUGGGAGGUUGUGCGUUUGCUCUUUUGCUUUCGGAUUUUGGCUUUGCUUGUUUAUUUAUUUAUUUGUUUGAUUAUUAUGAUGGUGAAAUGUCAAAUGAAAA
This is a messenger RNA of Syzygium oleosum, 672 nucleotides long. RefSeq lists its product as uncharacterized. The coding region runs from base 166 to 438 and encodes 90 amino acids. Lineage: Eukaryota; Viridiplantae; Streptophyta; Magnoliopsida; Myrtales; Myrtaceae. The record is from RefSeq and is a predicted model, not a curated record. The transcript has a single exon.